AUGGCGUUUAUUUAGGGUUUAUCGCGUCAUCACGUGGAGGAGAGAAGACGCGUUCCCGCCGCGCUGCCAUGAUGCUCGUUCCAGAGUGAUGCGAUCGCGGCAAUCUCCAAGAGGCCGGCGCCAUGAAUCGAGGCGCGAUUGGCAGCGUCGUCCUCGCCAUCGCCUUGCUCGCCCUCGUCGCGAAUGUAUCGCACGCCGUGGAGGAGGAUCGGUCGUCGGUGAGUGUCAGGGCUAGGGUAGCGCCGGAUGAGAAGGAUCAGGGAUGGAGCGGCUCGAGAACAGCGGCAUCGAGGGUUUCUGUGGCGACUGUGGCGAUUCUCACGCUUGGAAUGGCUGCCGCUACUGGUCUCGGUGCCGUGCCGUUCUUCUUCGUGGAGUUGCAAGCAAAAUGGGCCGGACUGUGCAACGGGAUCGCGUCUGGAGUGAUGCUUGCCGCGAGCUUCGAUUUAAUCCAGGAAGGCCAGAGGUUUGGAGGAGGAAAUUGGGUGGUGGCGGGCAUUCUUUCGGGUGGACUCUUCAUUCUCUACAGCCAAAAGGUUUUGGAGAGGUUUGGGGACGUGAAGCUCAUGGAUGUCAAGGGUGCUGAUGCAAGGAAAAUGCUCCUUGUGAUUGGUAUCAUGACGCUUCACUCGUUUGGAGAAGGAUCUGGAGUGGGAGUUUCCUUUGCCGGACCCAAGGGACUCUCGCAAGGAAUCACUGUGACGCUGGCGAUUGCUGUGCACAACAUUCCCGAGGGAUUGGCAGUGAGUAUGGUCCUUGCGUCGCGAGGGGUCUCGGCUCGCAAUGCGAUGCUUUGGAGUACCUUUACUUCUUUGCCACAGCCAUUGGUAGCAGUACCAGCUUUUAUCUGUGCGGAGGCGUUCCAAAAAUUUCUACCUCUCUGCAUGGGCUUCGCUGCGGGAUGCAUGAUCUGGAUGGUCCUGGCCGAAGUUCUUCCCGACAGUUUUAAGGAUGCCGAUGCUUCCGAAGUUGCCUCCGCGGCAACCGUCUCGAUAGCUUUCAUGGAGAUUCUAAGCACAGUCAUGGAAAGCGGAGCCAGAUGGAACAACACUGGCUCUGCUCUUCUCUGGUCACUGCUCUUCGGACUGGGGCCUUUCAUCGGCGGCCUCGCUCUAGUUUCGCUCGUCGGCUCGAUCAGAUUACCUUACUCAUUCUUUGGCUCAGUGGGAUCCGGGAUAGCACUCGUCCUGGCUCUCUGGAGGCCGUCACAGCUCUGGCUCUCGGGAAAGAUGGACAGACUAGUUCUCUCGGGGCUCUUCUUCCUGGGAACUUGUCUAUGGAGGCUGGCUCACCUGUGGGAAAGCAGAAGACCCCGGAAGGCCGAAGUGGAAGUUUUCAUCACCAAGCCAAAGCAAGCCAGCAGCCUGGCUUCCGGGGCGAUUCUAGCAGCAGGGACAAUGGGCUUCCACGCUUUUGCGGAAGGCUUAGCUCUGGGUGUGGCGGCCAACAAAGCUUACGGCCUUGGAACUCAUAUGCUCUUGCCGGUUUGUCUCCACGGACUGCCGCGAGGGGCCGCUGUAGCGAGCACCAUCUAUGGAGCUACUGGAAGCUGGCAGCAGGCAUUGGUUCUAGCAACAGUGACGGGAUUUGCGAGUCCGGUGGGUGCGAUUGUGGCGAUUCUGGGAGGAUUGAGCUACAGCGGACUAGAUUUUUGGAUGGUGGUGGCGUGUGGAAGCUUGGUUCCAGCGUUUGGUCGCCAGAUUUUGGUGAGAGCUGCUGGAAGGAGGGGCGCGAGCAGCGUGGUGAUGGGACUGGUGACUGGCUUUGGAUUUGCGAGCGCGCUUCUUACCAGCACUCGAAUGGUUUGUUUGUAUACGCCUUACUGUAGCUCCGCUCCAGAAGCUGUGACUUAACAGCAAUUUAAAGGAGCCUUUAAAACUUACCUAGGGUUCUUGGGUCUUAGGAAGAAGUGUGAGAUGCCGCGGGCGAGGCGAUCGGAGGCGCUCGUCCUUGCGCUGCUUCUGUCUUGCAUUCCAUUAUGUAGCUCAAGUCGAUCCGGCAGGAGCUGGAGGACGUGCUUGGAUUCUGCGAGAGAUUUCCUUCCCUUUCGGGGAAAAUAUUUCUCGCGAAAUGGCGAGGAUUUCGGCGUUUCUUAGGAUCCAGCAGGAGGAAGAGGCGAAGAUUGUGGCGAUUCCCGUCCUUGUUGCGGCGUUGAAGGCGUGUGGCAGCUCCGGCGACGUGGAUUUCGCGAAGAAAAUCCAUGGCGAUGCAGAGGAGAGCGGGCACGAUUUCUACGUUGCAAACACGCUGGUGAGCUUGUAUGGAUAGUGUGUGGCAACUUGGUGGAAGCUGAGAGAGUUUUUUGCGGGGAUGGUGGUUUCUUGGGCGGCACUGAUGCUGGAAAACGGGGAAGAGGCACUGGCUUUACAGGCACCACUGUCAUGGAUGAGAGCAGAGAAGUGUGGCUCCAAAUGACAGGACCUUUGUUGCUGCUCUCAAGGCAUAGCAGGCAAGGAAGAAGGCAGCAAAGAGUUGGAAGAUGGUUCGUGAAAACACGGACGCUGGAGAAAGGCAUGGAUCUCCAUUCUCAAGCUUCAAGCUAGAUAUAUUCGUGGCCAGCUCGGUGAUCGACAUGUACGCUAUCGUUCGGUAUGGGUGCCCGGACAAGUUUAAGCAGCAUGACCUGGUUUCGUUGGUGCUGGGGUACUUGGAAAACGGCCAGCCAGAGCUUGGUUACACAGAUUGUGGAAGUUUAUUGGACGCUCAGGGGCUCUUCAACCACUUGCCAGUCCAUAAUCUGGCACUCUGGAACACGCUGAUACUCGGGUAUGCUGAGAACGUAGUGGACGAGAAGAUCGCCAUCCCUCUCUCGACCAGCUCAGCAUGGCUGCAAGCCGAGAGAGAACCGACGCGAAAGUGAUCCCGUCGUCACGCAUUUGAUCGAAGAGCUCCAUCGCGAGCUUGUAGUUCCCCUGGCAGCUGUAUCCCCCAAUCAAAGCAUUCGAGACUUCCAGCCGGAGUCGAAAGCAUGCCGAGCUUCCACCAUGCCUCCACACUUCCCAUACGUGUCCACCAGCGCGGUUCGUAAAACGCAACCGUGGAUCCAUCUCACGGCCUCCAAAGCCAACAGAUUCCCACAAGCCUCGAGUGCGGCCUUGAAGCUCUAGGAAUCCAGCGAGAGAUCUUCUUCACGUUGUUGUAUCCUCGAGAAGAGCUCCAAGGCCACAGAUGGUUCCCACUUGUGCGUGAGUGAUAUGCUCGGCCGACUUUCUUGGAGUAGAGGUUCUUCACGUACUCUCCAAACACGCACGGGACCACGGGUUGUAGGCUGCCGGAUGCUCCGGGUCUAAAAGUUUGGGAAUCGGAGAAACUCUAACGUCGGAAGAUGGAUCAUAGAAGAGCCCGACCGACGCCCGAGAUUUACCCGCGUUCAAGAUGGUUCUCUUCAGCUUUGCAUUGCGGAGUCUCAAAACUGUUGUUAAACUUGCCUGAAGCUGGUCGAUAACAAGAGCACCGGGAAUCGACCCGUGUCUUGGAACUUAACUUGGAGCCCCACGACAUCAUUUUCCUGCAAGAGAAUGGGGAGACUGACUGCUCAGUCCGAUUGCGAGCUCGGGGCUCGGGCAAGGAGGAUAAUAGUUGAGUUCCAGCGCUGCUUGGUGCUUACCAAAUUCCCUCUCGAGAUAGUCGGAGUCUAAGCCCAGACCCUCAGACAAUGCUCGCAGGAGAUGCCAUGGCUUGAUUCACAGCAACCAACCUGGAUGAUCCAUAGAAAAAACUCUUUAGAGGAAGAAAAUAAUGCUGCACUUCGCGAGGACAAGAGCUUUGCCAAGCGCUUGGAGGACAAUGGAGGAUAAAAUAAAAGGCUGGGGAACUAACUGUCUAGUGUGACCCCAAAGCUGUGAAUUACAUUCAUAACUGUUCCUGUUAAUUCCUUGA
Selaginella moellendorffii is the source of this 3879-nucleotide messenger RNA. Its product is annotated as putative zinc transporter At3g08650. The record is from RefSeq and is a predicted model, not a curated record. Gene Ontology annotation, cellular component: membrane. Lineage: Eukaryota; Viridiplantae; Streptophyta; Lycopodiopsida; Selaginellales; Selaginellaceae. The transcript is spliced from 6 exons. The coding region runs from base 123 to 1853 and encodes 576 amino acids. Gene Ontology annotation, molecular function: zinc ion transmembrane transporter activity. Gene Ontology annotation, biological process: zinc ion transmembrane transport.